This is a messenger RNA of Coregonus clupeaformis (lake whitefish), 2862 nucleotides long. RefSeq names its product ring finger protein 214 (gene rnf214). Lineage: Eukaryota; Metazoa; Chordata; Actinopteri; Salmoniformes; Salmonidae. The record is from RefSeq and is a predicted model, not a curated record. The coding region runs from base 192 to 1958 and encodes 588 amino acids. The transcript is spliced from 14 exons. Gene Ontology annotation, molecular function: ubiquitin-protein transferase activity.
CCGGAAGUGCACGUCAUCAAACGUGCAACGUUUAUAAUUUUCUACCAUGGGAUGAGGAAACACAAAACUCAAAAUAUGAAUUGGCCGUUUUUGAUGACUAAUAAAAUGUACCUUGUCCUUUAAGCUUCAGUUUCCUAACAAGCUCACCGCUGUUUCAUUUUCGAAUAAACUAACUAGCUAGCUAGCUAACGAUGGACGACUGGGGAUUGGCGCUCGAGGAGGACAUGGCGCGCGAAACCUCCGCCACGGGAAACCCUGAGCAGCAAUACAACCCCUGGUCCAACCAGUCCAACCCCUGGUCCGAGCCUGGCUACACCUCGGAAUCUGUGGGGGAGCUGGACAAGCUGGCCUCAGGGGAUGGACACCAUGUCACUCACCCGAAGAAGCAGGAGGAGCAAGGCGUCCAGACAGACGCCUGGACAGCAGACAAAGAUGUUAACACAGAUCAGGAUUGGGAGUCACUGAUGUCAGUGGAUGAGUACAGCACCCACCUGGCCCUGCAGUAUGAGGAGCUGAUAAAGCAGCAGGAGGAGGAGGAGGCUGAUCAUGGCAGCCAAGUAGACAGCCUGGUGCAGAAGAAGGAUGAGGGGGUCCACCAGCAGCAGGUGCUGCUGGACAAAAUUGAGUCCCUGCGUGUGAAGCUUCAGCUGAACUGCUGCAAGACCACCCGCAAGAACUUUGCGGUCAAGAAGCAGGAGCUCAGCGUGGAGAAAAGCAAAAUGGAGGAGGAGAGGAACAGACUGUCUCAGGAGCUGGAGGAGACCACCAGGAAGCUGGCUUUGCUGAUAGAAGAGCAGAACCAGGAGAAGCUGAUGUGGGAGCGGGAGCUAGCAGACCUGAACACUGAGAUGGAGCGUCUACAGAAAGAGUCAGAGGAGGCCACACAGAGAGCUCUACGGGAGGAGGUCAGUCUGUACAUAUUUAUUAACUCCAUUACAGCUCUGGAAAUGCAGAGAGAUGUGACCAUGUCUGAGGUGGACGACUGGCUGAAAGAGGCUGACCAAUACAUAAACACACUUGGAUUUGACCCUUCCCAGCAGCAGCACAUGCACCACAGGCUGGAGUGGGAGAAUAAUGUGGCUGUGGUUCGCAGCAGUUUGGCGGGACUGCAGAAUCAGUUCAAGGAGCAACUUCACUUGCUGCAACAGGGCCAACCAAUGGAAAGCCUCCCUGGAGUCACAUUACCACACUUACCCCAGGUCCCCACGAUGGGCCCUCCUAACGGGUUGAUGAGUCCGAUGAUGUACGCUCCACCCCGCCCCCCUUUUCAACAUUUCCAGAUGGGCCCUCCUAACGGGAUGACCUUCACACCCCAGCAGCACCACCCUGCUGCUUUCACAGCCCCAGCCAGAGUAACCCCCCCACCUGCCACUUCCUCCACUCCCCAUGCCUCCGCUCUACCCUCCCACCCAGCCACCCCACCUGUCUUCCUGUUCACCACUACCAUGGCCUCCGCCCAGCCCCUGUCCUCCAAUAACCCCCCCGCUGCUGGCAAACUGGACAACCUGCUGAAGAGACUGGGGGACAGAUUUCCACAGUGCAACAGAACCCAGCUUAUGUCAGUGCUGCAGCAGAUUAAGAAUUCUCGGGGCACCAUGGCUGGCAUGUCUAUUGAUGAGGUCACAAAGCAGGUGGCACAGAGACUGGCACAAAAUGAGAAACCGGCUCCAGGGCCUAUCAGGCCUCCCUCUGCAGACAGGGGCAUUCCUGGCCACCCAGGCCCAAUCCAGAGGCCCACACAUCCCCCACAGAGACCUGCAGUGGCCCAGGUCUUCCAGACGAGGCCCCCACAGCCUGUGGCUGUCAGUAAUCGUAAGCUGUGCUUGAUGUGCCAGAAACACGUGGAAGCAGACAGCCAGCACCCCAUGAGCUGCACCCACACUGUACAUAAGGAUGUAAGUCCUACACUAAAAAACACUUAUACUACUGACAACUACACAGUGUUGAUGAGGAGGUGAGGCCUACCCUUCCUCAUAUUGUACACAUUACUGGGCACAAUAAGAUGAUACUUACUCUACAUGCUUAAACUAGUGAGGCACUUUUAGCUGAUGGAAAGCUGAUGAUUUGCCUCUGUCGUUGUUUCAGUGCAUCAGUGUAUGGCUACAGUCGAGCAAGGACAAUGCCUGUCCCUUCUGUCCAGCCAAGUGAAAGGAGGAACAGAUGAGACAGAAAGGAGAACACAACAGAAGACAUGAAGGGAACGAGGAGCUGAACACUGAUAACAUUCUGGUCAGCUUCACAGAACUGAAGUGGGAGAUGGUGGAAUAUGAUUCACACCAACUCCACCUACACAGAGCAGUCAUGGUGAGGUAUUACUAUUGACCUAUGUGACAAUAAACAGAAGUCAUUCAUAUUAUGCAUCCCUAUAUCGAUAGUUGACUUUAUGUAAAUCAUUUAGUACAUCUUGUUAAAACAACUGCAAUGAUAAUCUGGCACCAACCAUAACUUUAUUUUCUCACUUUUGUAACAUUCCUGAUUUAACCAAUAGGGAUAUCAUGUUUGUUAUGUAUGCCUUUUGAACAAGCAGCAUAUUUCUUGUCAAAUAUACCUCUGAUACCCUUUUUCAUAAUUAUAACAGCUGUUACAUUUUGUAUGUUAUUUCUAACUUCCAUGUAUUUUCUAUGUUUAUAAUGUUUCUAACUUCCAUGAUUCUGUGUAAAAAUGUUUUUUAUUUCUAUGUCUAAAAAGACACUACAGUGUUAUGUUAUUAAGUGCCUUACUAAAAGUCACAUCCGAAUGAUGACUCAUUGAACUUAACAUUUUGGUUUGAAUGAGUAGGAAAUACUUCAGUGGAAGGGAAAUGGCAAUAACUAUUUGUACUUGUUUAAUUAACAUCUGUGAUAAAAGAUGAAAGAACCAUUA